UAGAACCCGAACCAGUGAAACAUACGGACUCAAGAACCAGAAAAAUGAUCUAGGAUAUAUAAUAGGACAUAAAUUAAACACAAAUUUGGACGUUUUUAAUCAGGGCUGAAACGUCCUCUUUUCUCAACAAGAAAAUCCACUAAAACACGGAUGAAAUCCUGGAACCUGGGCCUGUAAGCUAAGGAUUCUAAACCCUAGAGAAAGCUCUUGAGCCAGACUGCAAGGUUGGAGAAAAUGCCGGAUUCCUUGGAACCUGCUCCGUCUUUAGAAACUGGAAGGAAGAAAGGAUUCAGUUCUCUGGAUCUAUUUGCAGACUGCAGUGGACCCUCCUGGGACCCGGAGAAUGAAGAUUCAUCCUGCAACCCUUCUCCUUCAUUCUUUACCUCCCAAUCUUCAGCUCUUCCUCCUCCAUCAUCUCCUUCUCCAUCCUGCAUUCAACCUCUUCAUCCCGAUCCAUCAUUAGAUCUUCCUUGUCCUCCGUCAACUACUCCGUCUACCCCCCCGUCAUCUCCGGUUCAAGUUUCUCCGGAGGAUUCUCCGCCGUCCUUGGCUAAACUAAUUCUUGACGGAGAAAACAAUGGUUUAAGAUCUCUCAACCCUGAUCCAGUAUCCUUUCUCAGUCUUCCUCAUCCUUUCAUCCGUCCUAACUCAAGGUUCAGCUCAAAGCGAAGUCUUAGUCCUGAUUUUCUCCGGGAGUGCAAAACAGCACGGCCUAAUUUCAAGGAUGGAAUUAAAUCUGAAAUCUGUGAUAUCUCAAGAAGUGAUAAAAGAACCGGAACUGCUCCGGGUACCCCUUACAACAGGCCGAGUACGAGGAAGGAAGGGUUCAGCCUGGAAUCUAAACAUCCUUGCCCAAACAAUCUCGGAUACUAUGAAUGCUGUGCUAACCUGCCUGGAUCUACGAUUCUCCAACACUGGUUGGAAUCUCCUUCCCGGAGAACCAUCCCAACUCUUCCGUCCCAGGUUCAGGUUGCUCUCUCUGACCCCAACCCUCUCCAUAGACUAGAGAACAUGGUCAGGGAUGGGUUUAGGCUGGAUCAGAAGGACGGAGAAGGUCGUACAACACUUCAUCUCGUGAUAUCUGAGCCCAACCUUCUCCACCGAGUUCAGGUUGCUACCUGGAUACUACAAAACGGAGGAGAUGUAGGCUCCUGUGAUAGAAACCAGGAUACUCCGUUAACUCUGAUCAACACUAUGCUGGAGAGACAUGAUUUCUCUAUAGCUCUCCGUCUUGUUGAAGUUUUAUUAGAGCACGGAGCUGAUGUAAACCACAUGAAUAAGACAGGAUGGACAGCCCUCUCCUAUACUGUUAAAUAUCUAGAUUCAGGAAUCAAUAUCUCCAGGCUUCUCAUUAACUCCGGAGCCAGGAUAUUUCCUGAAGUUAGCACGGAGCGGAACAAAAUAUUUGGAGUAUUUCUUCGCUCUGUGCUGCUCCAACAGAGCCUGGAAAACGCCGGAAACCUUCUCCAAUUACUCGCAAUCUCUGCGAGCACCAGUCCUCAGCGUUUAAGAACUCUGGUUUACACAGAGCUAGUCUCCGAGUUCAGAUUUCCAAACUCCGGAGUUCCUGAUCUGCUCUUGGAGAUCUGCCGUAUAUUGGAGGACUAUUGGAGAACUCCUCUCCCUCUUACAACCCUGAGUGCUAACCAGGCUAGGGCAAGUAUUGGAGCAGGACGGAUAAACUCCAGAACCUUCAAUAAAUUGAAUCUUCCAGGACUACUACAGGACUACCUCAGCUUGGAGAAACUGCCAGAUAUGAUGCCAAAGACUAUACAUGACAAGACUGCUCUUACUAUCCAGAUCUCAGGAGGUUUCUUGCUCAAUUCUACUUCUCACCUUCAAUCCUUUACCCAGAGAGGAGAACCAGAAAAAUCAAUGAAAUCUUUAUAAUAAAUAUUUGAAAAAA
Messenger RNA from Eurytemora carolleeae, 1906 nucleotides. RefSeq lists its product as uncharacterized. The coding region runs from base 235 to 1890 and encodes 551 amino acids. Gene Ontology annotation, molecular function: protein binding. The transcript is spliced from 3 exons. The record is from RefSeq and is a predicted model, not a curated record. NCBI's taxonomy places the organism in Eukaryota, Metazoa, Arthropoda, Copepoda, Calanoida, Temoridae.